CUAACGUAGUUCCAGUAGGUUAGUUUUUAUAUGUCCUGCGAAUUAAGCCUAGACUUUCGAAAAUUGUGAACUAAUUUGGCUUUUAGCUAAAAUUAGAUCUUAAAAAAAGCAAAAGAUGAAUUCUUGACAAAAAUACUAUUGCUGUCCUUUUCUGCACUGAGACUCUGCAGCUUUUUAUCUGAAGUAACUGAAAUCUUGAACAGUAUGCCCACAUUCAUUGUACAGGUACAAAACCCUGUUGGAAACUUCCAAGGCCAUCAAAAAACAUUUACUCAUUAGGUAAUUUGAAAGUCGUUUAAUAAAAUCAGUGUUUGAAAAUGCAGUUUACAAUCCUAUCAACACCUGUAUUGGGUGGCCUGCUGUUGCUAGCAUGUACAGUGACUCAAAUUGGCCCAUUUUCUGCAAUGAAGAAGGAGGUAGAAUUACAAGAUGGGGAUGAAGUUGUACGAAGAUCUUAUGCUAUAGUUUUUGAUGGAGGCAGUACUGGUACACGAAUCCAUGUAUUUACUUUCUUGAACAGCACAGAGACGGGCAUGACCCUUCUUGAUGAAUACUUUCAAGAGGUUAAACCUGGACUGUCAAGCUAUGCUGAAUCUCCAUCAAAGGCUGCCAGCAGUAUUGUACCAUUGUUAGAAAAGGCUAAGACUGUGAUUCCAGCAGAGAGAUGGAGUACUACUCCCUUGACCUUGAAAGCCACGGCAGGACUUAGACUUUUACCAGCUCAUUCGGCUGAUGCCAUUCUUGAUGAGGUCAACAAAAAAAUUAAGUACUAUCCAUUUCACCUUAUGAAUGAUUCAGUUUCAAUCAUGAAUGGAGAGGAUGAAGGACUAUUUGCAUGGUACACAGUUAACUUCCUUUUAGGACACUUAAACAAUGCUUCGCACUCUGUUGUCACCUUAGAUCUUGGAGGUGGCUCUACUCAAAUCACAUUUCAGCCAGUGUCUUUAGAAACGCUGGUGUCUAUUCCUAAGGAAGACUUGGUGAAACUAAAAAUUCAAGAAAAUCCAGGUUACCUUUAUUCUCAUAGUUAUCUGGGAAAUGGAUUGAUGUCUGCUCGUCUCUCUAUACUCCAGUCAUCAAGUUCUGGUGAAAAAUCUUCUGAUGAGAAAACAGAAAUUCUACACAGUCCCUGUAUCCAUCCACUGAUCCAAAAAUCAUGGCAGCAUGGUGGAAUAGAGUAUUUGGUAAUGGGACUUCGGUCUGGAAAGUACAGUUUUGAUGCUUGUUAUGACAGAGCUAAAAAGUUUAUUGGAAAUAAAAUAUAUGGUGUGAAAGAAGCAAGUAAACGGCAGUUAUAUGCUAUGUCCUACUAUUAUGAUAGAGCUGUCGACUCGGGGCUGAUAGGUAAGGUUUAGUUUGUCGUAUUAAUGUACUUUGUU
Molecule: messenger RNA, 1379 nt
Organism: Limulus polyphemus (Atlantic horseshoe crab)
Lineage: Eukaryota; Metazoa; Arthropoda; Merostomata; Xiphosura; Limulidae
Product: ectonucleoside triphosphate diphosphohydrolase 6-like
Exons: 11
Coding region: 318-1355 (345 amino acids)
Biological process (GO): nucleoside diphosphate catabolic process
Cellular component (GO): membrane
Molecular function (GO): GDP phosphatase activity; UDP phosphatase activity
Source: RefSeq, a predicted model, not a curated record